AACAUUUAAAACUUGUCACUUUUAGGAGAAAUUCAGAUAUACAAUACAAAUAUGGCAGCAUUCUUUGAAGGAGAACAGAUUCCUAGCGUAUCAAGGCGAAGGCAUUCUGCGUUACCCGAGACAAUUGCAGAGGGUUAUGCACGUGCGUGCUCCAUGCAGGCUGAGGCCAAUUCAGUGUAUGAAUUCAAAGACCUAUUCGAAAAUUUUGAUAGUAGUCGAGCACAAAAUACGCAAAACACUUGUAUAAAUGAAGCAGAUAGGACUAGUAGUAUGAAUUGUAACGUCGUGAGUGGUAACGGUAUGGAAAUACCUUUUAGCGGGUUGUUAAACAUAGGUGCGUGCGGCGGGGAUUUAGGUCGAGACGAUAGCGUGUUCAAUAACCAGAUGGGGUCGCAACGUUCAGGGUUUGGAGAUUUCGGCACUGAUAGGAGACUAGCGAUGGCAGCGUCAAAUGAGAAUUUGAGUUCGGUCGCAACUAGAGGUGCUCGGCGCGGGACUGUUAGCGGGUGUAUUGGUUUCGAUUUUAAUCGUAGGGAGGGGUUCAAUGCUAAAGUGAAUCCAAAUAUUAACGAAACGCUGUUUCAAAAACAGAACGAUGGUUUGGGGUACAAUCGCCAAGCGCAGCUAUUUGAGAAUCAUCACGAUGCAAAUGGGUACCCACUGCGAACCUCUUUGUCUAUUAGAAGCUCUGGCGCCCAAUUCAGCGGUUUGCACCAGUUUUCUGGUCUCAAUAUGAAUAAUAACUUUGGGAUUGAAAACAGCAGCAAUGACACUAUCAGCAGUACCUUUACCAAUCACAACAAAAGAAACAACAAUCAGCAAAUUAAUAGCAUUGGCAAUAACAACAAUAUCAACAAAAACGGAAGUAGCCAAGGAAGCAGCGUCAACGGAGACUAUAUGAAUAGUAGAACGAAUAGUCAUCAUAGUAUGAAUAAUUUGAGUCCGAAUUCGAACUGGAUGAAUGGAUCAAAUAUUGUAAACUGUAAUAACACCCAAAGUAAUCACAGUGCCAAGGUUGAUCCUGAGAUGAAAUCUACUGGAGUCGGCUUAGAUAGAUUUUCACCGCCUCUAAUAGACAGUAAAUCAUUAGAGGCAGGGUUGGGUGUGACAGACGAGCAGAUGGAGAUGUAUGUGUCGGAGGCUCGAAAGAUCAAAGAGCAACAACAACAACAACAACAGCUAGACAAGAUCGCGGCAGCUAGAACAAUGUCAAGAGAAUCUCAACAACACUCGAAUCAAGGUGAUUUCGAUUGCUACAAUAGUGGGGGCUUGUUGAACGGAAUGGAUAAGCAGAUACCCGCCAAACAAGAGGUUGUUGGCGGUCCUUCAGCAGCAUACUUGAACAGGCGGCGGCAUUCUGCUGCUCCCGUGCUGUUGAGUGGGAAUCUCGUGAAUGUUCCCUCGCGCUCUAAUGGUUUAGAUCUGUACAGUGUGAACGAAAGUAGUGGCCUUAAUACAUUGCAGCAGCAAUUACUUUUCAACUCGCAGCAUCAUGAGCGGGCACAGAACUUCGAUAACUAUCAGGGUGAUGGCGUGCAAGGGACCAGCAACAGGCUCUCUUGGAACGGUGUGAACAUGGGAGGCUCAGGGCAGCAGGGAAAUAACUUCAACACGAAUCGUAAUGAGAAUCUAAGUGUUGUCGAUACGCUAGCAUGGCUGGAAGCUUCCGAGGGGUUGGAUAGCGCUUCAUCGGCUGCCGCGGACAUAUCCCGUUUGCACUUGAGCUAUGACAAUAUGAAUGGCGCUUUUGGAGGGUCGCUUAGUUAUUAUAGUGAUGGAAUGUCGAAUGCGAAUGUAAGGAGUGCAUCGCCAGCUGGGGAUUUCAUGGGACAUACUUCGGGCAACUAUAUGCCAACACAAAGACAUGGCGACGAAGGAAUGUCUCCUACAGAUAGCUUGCCCUCGGGAAUGUCAGCCAGUAGACGCAUGAGUCUCCCUUACAUCAAGUAUGCAAUCGACGUUUUACAUAUAUAG
Messenger RNA from Sphaeroforma arctica JP610, 1974 nucleotides. RefSeq lists its product as hypothetical. The transcript is spliced from 3 exons. The record is from RefSeq and is a predicted model, not a curated record. Bases 52 to 1974 code for a protein of 640 amino acids. Lineage: Eukaryota; Ichthyosporea; Ichthyophonida.